AUGUCGCUGCUGAGCCUGUCUUGGCUGGGCCUCAGGCCGGUGGCAGCAUCCCCGUGGCUGCUCCUGCUGGUGGUCGGGGCCUCCUGGCUCCUGGCCCACAUCCUGGCCUGGACCUAUGCCUUCUAUCACAACUGCCGCCGCCUCCGGUGUUUCCCGCAGCCCCGGAAACAGAACUGGUUUUUGGGUCACCUGGGCCUGGUCACUCCCACAGAGGAGGGCUUGAGGGUCCUGACCCAGCUGGUGGCCACCUACCCCCAGGGCUUUGUGAGGUGGUUGGGCCCCAUCACUCCCAUCAUCAACUUGUGCCACCCCGACAUCGUCCGAUCUGUCAUCAAUACCUCAGAUGCCAUUACAGACAAGGACAUAGUCUUCUACAAGACCCUGAAGCCCUGGCUGGGGGAUGGGCUCUUGUUAAGUGUUGGUGACAAGUGGAGACACCACCGUCGCUUGCUGACGCCUGCCUUCCAUUUCAACAUCCUGAAGCCCUAUAUAAAGAUUUUCAGCAAGAGUGCAAACAUCAUGCAUGACAAGUGGCAACGCCUGGCCAUGGAGGGCAGCACCUGUCUGGACGUGUUUGAGCACAUCAGCCUUAUGACCCUGGACAGUCUGCAGAAAUGCAUCUUCAGCUUUGAGAGCAAUUGUCAGGAGAAGCCCAGUGAAUAUAUUACUGCGAUCAUGGAGCUCAGUGCCCUUGUAGUGAAACGGAAUAACCAGUUCUUCCGGUACAAGGACUUCCUGUACUUCCUCACUCCCUGUGGACGGCGCUUCCACAGGGCCUGCCGACUGGUGCACGACUUCACAGAUACUGUCAUCCAGGAGCGGCGCCGCACCCUCACUAGCCAGGGUGUUGAUGACUUCCUCCAAGCCAAGGCCAAGUCCAAGACUUUGGACUUUAUUGAUGUGCUCCUGCUGAGCGAGGAUAAAAAUGGGAAAGAGUUGUCAGAUGAGGACAUAAGAGCAGAAGCUGACACUUUCAUGUUUGGAGGCCAUGACACCACGGCCAGUGGCCUCUCCUGGGUCUUGUACAACCUCGCGAGGCACCCAGAAUACCAAGAACGCUGCCGGCAGGAGGUGCAAGAGCUUCUGAAGGACCGUGAGCCUAAAGAGAUUGAAUGGGACGACCUGGCCCAGUUGCCCUUCCUGACCAUGUGCCUGAAGGAGAGCCUGCGGUUGCAUCCCCCAAUCCCUAUAUUCGCCCGCGGCUGCACCCAGGACGUGGUGCUCCCAGACAGCCGAGUCAUCCCCAAAGGGAAUGUCUGUAACAUCAACAUCUUCGCAAUCCAUCACAACCCCUCAGUCUGGCCAGACCCUGAGGUCUAUGACCCCUUCCGCUUCGACCCAGAAAACGCCCAGAAGAGGUCACCUAUGGCUUUUAUUCCUUUCUCGGCGGGGCCCAGGAACUGCAUCGGGCAGAAGUUCGCGAUGGCAGAGAUGAAGGUGGUCCUGGCGCUCACGCUGCUGCGCUUCCGCAUCCUGCCCGACCACAGGGAGCCACGCAGGACGCCGGAGAUUGUUUUGCGUGCGGAGGACGGACUUUGGCUGCGAGUAGAGCCCCUGGGCUGAGGCCUGCAGUGACCCACCCACCUACCUUUGCAUCACCUACCUUUGCACCAACUACCUUUUCAGAUUUCCGGUAAUAAAUCUGUGCUGGCCCCUGUGCCUGAGUCCCGCGGAUGGCCAGUAGGGGGCGCUGGAGGACUGCGGGGAUCUAGGGCCUGGCUGGGAAGAGGCGGCGAGAUGUCUCUGUGCCCAAGAUACUCACUGCCUCUCUGGGUGAGCACAGGAGCACCGUGCUGAGGGUGGGAUCUCCCAGAGUCU
This is a messenger RNA of Pan troglodytes (chimpanzee), 1818 nucleotides long. It is a transcript of the gene CYP4F8, whose product is annotated as cytochrome P450 family 4 subfamily F member 8. The record is from RefSeq and is a predicted model, not a curated record. Lineage: Eukaryota; Metazoa; Chordata; Mammalia; Primates; Hominidae. Gene Ontology annotation, biological process: arachidonate metabolic process; phylloquinone catabolic process; menaquinone catabolic process. Gene Ontology annotation, molecular function: iron ion binding; heme binding; oxidoreductase activity, acting on paired donors, with incorporation or reduction of molecular oxygen. The transcript has 12 exons. Bases 1 to 1563 code for a protein of 520 amino acids.